Micromonas pusilla CCMP1545 is the source of this 774-nucleotide messenger RNA. RefSeq lists its product as uncharacterized. Gene Ontology annotation, biological process: protein folding in endoplasmic reticulum. NCBI's taxonomy places the organism in Eukaryota, Viridiplantae, Chlorophyta, Mamiellophyceae, Mamiellales, Mamiellaceae. Bases 1 to 774 code for a protein of 257 amino acids. Gene Ontology annotation, cellular component: EMC complex; membrane. The record is from RefSeq and is a predicted model, not a curated record. The transcript has 2 exons.
AUGGCGGACCUCCGCCUCGACGGCGACAUCCGGAACUGGGUCUUGAUCCCGAUCACGAUCGCGAUGUUCCUCGUCGGCGUCGUUCGUCACAACUUCGGGAAGUUGUUAAAGUCCGACGCCAAGGUGGAUCUGAAGGCGCUCCGCGAGGCGCAGGCGGUGAUACGCGCGGAGCGCGUGCGAAACAACGCCGGGUACAUCCAGUCCCACGGGUUCAGGCAGCGCCGGCACUUCUUCUGCCACGAGACCACGGGCGUGUUCUCGAAGAAGUCCGAGAAGCUCAACCCGCAGCAACAGAUGAUGUCGGACCCGUCGAUGAUGACGGACAUGUUGAAGAAAAACUUGAACAUGAUCGUCCCGCAGAUGCUCACCGCGGGGUGGGUGAACUUCUUCUUCACCGGGUUCGUCGUCGGUAAAGUGCCGUUCCCGCUCACGCAGCGAUUCCGCGGGAUGCUCCAGCGCGGGAUCGAGCUGAAUUCCCUCGACGUGUCGUACAUCUCGUCUCUGUCGUGGUACUUUCUCAACUUUUUCGGGCUGCGCGGCGUCUUCUCGUUGUGCCUCGGAGAGAACACCCUCGACGACGCGCAGGCGAUGCAACAACAGAUGGCGAUGGGGAUGGACACGAACAAGGCGUUCGGGGCGGUGAAAGAGAGUUUGGACAUGCUGCAGCACGAGUUCUUGUUGCACGUCGCGGAGGGGAGGGCGGAGCGGUUGUUGAGAACGCUCGAGCGAGGAUCCGCCGCCGCCGACGCGGAGGCUCUCGCGCGUCGAGACUGA